Molecule: messenger RNA, 4238 nt
Organism: Rattus norvegicus (Norway rat)
Lineage: Eukaryota; Metazoa; Chordata; Mammalia; Rodentia; Muridae
Gene: Mgll
Product: monoglyceride lipase
Exons: 8
Coding region: 711-1670 (319 amino acids)
Biological process (GO): monoacylglycerol catabolic process; triglyceride catabolic process
Cellular component (GO): cytosol; membrane
Molecular function (GO): monoacylglycerol lipase activity
Source: RefSeq, marked validated
AUAAAGUGGUGGCGCAGACGCCGCGCCCUAUCGCUGCGCAGCCGGCCGCGCGCAGUAGUCUGGCUCUAGCCCGCAGCAGACCCGGACCCGCGUGGUGCUCGGGGAACGUGACAGCGGCGCUCGUGGCCCGGGUAACUGCCUCCCGCCCCUGCCUCAGGAUAGGAGCCGCCGCCAGGGGUCCCCUGCGCGGGUGUGCGUGCGCACGAGUGUGCGCGCGUGUCAGCGUGUGCGCGGGAACGCGCCCCUCGCGCCCUCGCACCAACCCCCAAACAGACUUGUGCCCGUCAACUGCAUCUUCCCAGACCGGUGUGGGAACAACGGCCAGGUCCACGUCCUGUGUGGCGUGCUGAUGACAGCCCUGAGGCUUCCUUCCCCAAACGGUCGCGGGCGGGCAGGAGGCAAAGUUUGUCGGAGAAUCGGGGUGACUUUGCUCGGGGACCCGCAUCUGCGCGAAUGCGCGGUGCCGCGGAGCGCGUCUCGCAGCAGCUCUGGGCUAGGGACCGGCUGUCCCUCGCUCCUGGAACCCCUUCAGGGGUGUGUUCUGGAAAAGUGGCGACAUGAACUAGAGCUGGAGCAGCAGGAGGGAGCAGCUCGCACCCCUGCAGCCCAGGCGGGGAGGGCGCGGACCCGGUGGUGCUGCCCUGCGGCCGCGAUGAGGGAACAGCCCUCGUUUGCCUGGCGCUGAUACUCGAGGCUGUGGCGGUAGUGGAAUGCAAAAGCCAAGACUAAUGGAAACAGGGCCCAAAGACCCCUGCAGGAUGCCUGAGGCAAGUUCACCCAGGCGAACUCCACAGAACGUCCCCUACCAGGACCUUCCUCACCUGGUCAAUGCGGAUGGACAGUACCUCUUUUGUAGGUACUGGAAGCCCAGUGGCACACCCAAGGCCCUCAUCUUCGUGUCCCAUGGAGCUGGGGAACACUGUGGCCGUUAUGACGAGCUGGCUCAGAUGUUGAAGAGGCUGGACAUGCUGGUGUUUGCCCAUGACCAUGUUGGCCAUGGGCAGAGCGAGGGAGAGAGGAUGGUGGUAUCGGACUUCCAAGUUUUUGUCAGAGAUUUGUUGCAGCACGUGAACACCGUCCAGAAGGACUACCCCGAGGUCCCCGUCUUCCUCCUGGGCCACUCCAUGGGCGGUGCCAUCUCCAUCCUAGCAGCUGCAGAGAGACCAACCCACUUUUCUGGCAUGAUCCUAAUUUCACCUCUGAUCCUUGCCAAUCCGGAAUCUGCAUCGACUUUGAAGGUCCUUGCUGCCAAACUGCUCAAUUUUGUCCUGCCAAACAUAUCCUUGGGGCGCAUCGACUCCAGCGUGCUGUCUCGGAACAAGUCGGAGGUUGACCUGUACAACUCCGACCCACUCAUCUGCCACGCAGGGGUGAAGGUAUGCUUUGGCAUCCAGCUGCUGAACGCUGUCUCGAGGGUGGAGCGAGCAAUGCCCAGGCUGACACUGCCGUUCCUGCUGCUGCAGGGUUCUGCUGACCGGCUUUGCGACAGCAAAGGUGCCUACCUGCUCAUGGAAUCAUCCCCGAGUCAGGACAAAACACUCAAGAUGUAUGAAGGUGCCUACCAUGUUCUCCACAAGGAGCUUCCGGAAGUGACCAACUCUGUCCUCCAUGAAAUAAAUACGUGGGUGUCUCACAGGAUAGCAGUGGCAGGAGCUAGGUGUCUACCCUGAAUGUGCUGUCUAGGGAACCAGCUCGUGGUCUAGGGGAGUCAGGAAGAGGAAGGGCAGUGCUGACUGGCUCAAAAAAAAAUCACAAAUUGGAAGAAACCCUAGUACCCUAGUGCAAUUUACUUUGGGGGAAAAAGGAUAAUUUGUUGUAUAGAUGGCUACUGGCCACUGAUCACCUUAAUUGGUAGGCACUUUAUGAAAGAGGGAGUAUAUUUUCCACACAAAGACUGUGGGGAAAUAUCUCUUGAAUUUAAAAAAAAAAAAAGCAGCAUCUGCCCACCUCUCCCAGCUCCUAUGGGGUUCAGGGACUCUCUGGCAGUCCCGUAUCCCAGCCUGCAAUAAUCAGAGGUCUCUUUCCUCCUGUCCCAAGUCCUCUCUGACUGGCUGUCCGCUGGCAUGUGACGAGCUAUCCCCAGAGCUAGCUCCUUAGCAGGCUCCUGUGCCCCUCCAGGGCACUUCCUCAAAAUGGGCAACCACCCUAUGACCUGGUCAGUGACUUUUCAGAUGGAAACCAGGCUGGGGGAAGGGAAGGUGGCCCUGAAUAGCUCUUCUUCCCCACGCAACUUCCCCCUCCCACCCUGCUGGUUACCCACAGCAUGUUGUAUGUAUUUAGAGAGGCACCUUUUCUCAGGUCACUGAGUUCUCCAUGCUGAGGAAGGUGGCUUUGAAGAUAAUCGUUUAAUAUAUAUGGUAUAUUCUAAAUUAAAGAUUAUAUGGGUGGGUGGGUGAAACCUGAGCAGCUUUGGAAGAACUGGUGCCCACACACAGGGCCAGUCUGCCAAGGACCCAGGCCCCAAUUGAGGACUAGCUGGCUCUCCUUGCAGAAAAGACACAGGGUGGAGGACUGUGGCCCUGGGCAGUCCCUCUGUCCAGAGCCACUAGGAGUUGCUUUGCCAGUAGCACAGCUACCUCUGGUGGCAGGAGACUCCCAUGGAGCCAUGGUGCUGGCUGCCUGCCCAGGGCAGCAUCGAGCACUCAAUGUCGACCCCGCAGACAAGGACCACGGCUGUCUGCACCCCAUUCCAGACUGCAGCAGGACGGCCCAGCCAGGCCUCAUAGAGGCUACCCUGAAGCAGUGAAGUCUGAGCCCCUGUCCUCUCAGGUGCCCGCCCAAAGGCCUACGCCAGGCCUCACUUAGCGCCAGCAAUAACUGGGGCUCACUGCUCCCUUGGAGCACUUUCAUCUUUACAGAGGGCCUUGCUGUUACCUCAGGAUCAUGUCACUGCACAUAGAACCCUGGGGAGGGGCUCUGCUGCCAAGGAGAACUGCCUGGCUGCUGGAAGGGGGGGGGGGCUCCAGGAAGGUGGGAUCCAGGUAUCCCGGAGUUGGUGGAAUUUAUUCUAGAUCUUGGGAGGGCCCUCUGCCCCCUCUGGUGGCCCUGACCAUGCAUAGCAGUCAGAGGCUGGCCACUUACUAUAGGUCAUAAGGUCACUGUGCCCCUCAGCAGGGCCCAAGCACUGCAUGUAGGGAAGGAAGGGUCCAGGAGCUGUCCAGAGCGCCAUUUAGCUCUCCUUCUGUUUAGGAAAUAAAGACAGAGUGUGCAAAGAGAGGCAGUCAGCACUCCCUCCUGCUCAGGGAACCCUGGACAGCUGUGGACAGGCAUGGGGUAUUACUACUCUUCAUUAAGUUUAAAAAAAAAAAAAAAAGGGAGCCCAUUCCAGACUACUGUGCUCAGAUCUGUGACUCCUACCAGGAGCCACUCAAGGCUUAUCCCAAAAGCACAUGCUGACAAUGCCACUUUUCCAAACCAAAUGCCAGCACCCGGGUUGGCGGUUUUCAUGCAUGACGUCAUUUAGAGAUGCAUUUGUAUCUGGCUAAAGAAUCAGUAACACUAAAACACAGGAGUGGGGUUAUCUGAGAUUGAGACUGUCUUGUGAAACCUGUAAGAGUCAUGUCCCUGCAUGACAAAGUCAGGACCAGCACAGGGCUAGUAGAGGGCUAGUCCAGCCUUGUACAGGCUCCGCCCUUGGCACCGGUGGACGCCUGACAAGCUUCACGGUCACCCCCAUCACCAAGAUGCAGAGGAACUGGAGUGUGGAAAAAUGCUGGGAUACACAGGCCUGGCCUGAAGAAGGUGGAGGCCAGCAAGGGACCACCGAUGUCCUCCCCGAGUGAAGGAGGGGAGGAACCAGAACCGAGUACCUGAAAGAACAGAGCACCUUCUGCAACAACCAUGGACUUAGUGCCUGAUGAGCUUUUGAGGAAAAGGUGCCACCUGCAGGCAGUGGAGCGUCUCAACCACUAAGUCCCAGUUCCUUAGAGAUAGGGGGACAGCCUCCCUCCACCAAGGCCCCCUCAGCUUCUGGGUAUCCUGUGGACCACCAUGAGAGCAGUGGAGGUGCUCUGCUCACAUCCUGCCUCUGGGCCACCUCACACUUCCCUUUCUCUCCUGAUUGCUAAUGUAACUUUCUAUGGAUCACAGUGGCUCACUGGUUUGUCACUGUCACCGCGCGCCCAGUCACUCCCCAUGUGUACUCCUAGUGGGGAACCUGUAUCAGCUUAGAAUUACUAAAGAAACCGAUGUGCACUACAGCUCACCAUAAUAAACCACGUGCUUUUGGAGAGCCCCCA